CUCUCUCUCCCUCUCUCUCUCUGCGUCUCUGAACCUUCGAAACCUAAGCAACGCCUUUCCAUGUUCUUCACGAUCAUCUGACCAGGAUCGGGUCGCAAAUUUUUCAUGGAGUUUGGCGUUGAUGGCGAUGUUAAUGGAGACAUUUUGCGAAAUUCUGUUGAGGUGGAGACUAGUAGGGGAGGGGAUGACAAUGAAACCGGUGGAAGUUCCGUUGAGGGUGCAUUCCAGCAGGAUCAACAUGAAAAGAUGGACCAAGAUUCUUCUGGGAUAGAUAUAAUUCCAGUAGGAGUGCCAGCCACAUCGGUGGUUCAAGCAGAUGAGCCUUAUGUGGGGCAGGAAUUUGAAUCUGAAGCAUCUGCACAUGCAUUCUACAAUGCGUAUGCCACACGCAUUGGGUUCGUCAUCCGUGUAAGCAAACUCUCUCGUUCAAGACGUGAUGGAUCUGCAAUUGGACGUGCACUUGUUUGUAACAAAGAGGGGUAUAGAAUGCCUGACAAGCGCGAAAAAAUUGUAAGGCAAAGGGCGGAGACAAGGGUUGGUUGCAGGGCAAUGAUUUUGGUGCGGAAAGUGAGUUCUGGUAAAUGGGUUGUUACAAAAUUUGUGAAGGAGCAUACUCAUCCUUUGACUCCUGGAAAAGGUCGAAGAGAUUGCAUCUACGAUCAAUAUCCGAAUGAGCAUGACAAGAUCAGGGAACUAUCCCAGCAGCUGGCUAUAGAGAAAAAGCGAGCAGCUACUUACAAAAGGCAUCUAGAACUGAUAUUUGAGCAUAUCGAGGAACACAACGAGAGCUUAUCAAACAAGAUUCAGCACAUAGUAGACAGUGUGAAGGGCAUGGAAACGAAAGAGGAGCAAAGUCGUAGAUAGUUUCGGUGAGUUGAAGCUUUAUUUUUCGGUUUUGAUGAGUGACAAAAAAAGGCAAUGGUUUGAAGCACGCUGCUGGACGAAGGGUGCAUUAGUACUAUAUGCCAUAACUCAACGUUGUGCUUCAUAUCCGUUUUAGGUAUUAUAGUCAGUAUCUAUAGACUGGAUGUUUGGGCCAGUGGCAUUCAUUAUUAGAUUUGUCUCUGUAUUGACUUUGACUAUGCGCCAAUGUCUGAAACAGAAAGGGGGUGGUAGAUGAAAUUAGGUUAGUCAUGUAUAGGUCCAUUGAGCCCAUCCUUGGGUAGAUCACUUAUAAUGGGAUUUCUGAUAUCCCAAGGAAAUUGAAUUAUUCCAUUGUGUUUCAUGUGGAAGAAUCCAUUUGUUUAUGCUUGUACAGUA
Messenger RNA from Morus notabilis, 1260 nucleotides. RefSeq names its product protein FAR1-RELATED SEQUENCE 5. Bases 106 to 864 code for a protein of 252 amino acids. Lineage: Eukaryota; Viridiplantae; Streptophyta; Magnoliopsida; Rosales; Moraceae. The record is from RefSeq and is a predicted model, not a curated record. The transcript has 3 exons.